AUACCUAAUUGCCUACAAGGCAUGAUUUAGGCCAGUUUGGAUGAGAGGGAAUACUGGGAGUGGGAGCAUAGUAGAAAGCUCACGUGUGUUGAUAAUCUAGUCUUCUCUAUAUAUAAUCCACUAUUUUUGUCUCUCUUCUUGUCUUGUCUCUCUUCUGUCUCUCACACUCAGAUACAGAUGGCUGGGGAAACAGUAACACAAACAAAGUGGGAAGGCAAAGCCUGUGUUGAACUAGCAAUUCCAACAGCACAAGAAGUUUGGCCUCUGGUGGAGGACUUUUGCAACCUACACAAAUGGCUUCCUACUAUUGAUACAUGUUACCAAGUGGAUGGGAUCCUUGGUCAGCCUGGAAUGGUCCGGUACGUCGCCACCACCACAACAACUUCGUCGAACGGCAAUGAAGAAACGAUGAUCAAGUGGGCUAAAGAGAAACUGCUGAUGAUUGAUCCCAUCAAACGGUGUUUGAGCUAUGAGAUUACUGAUAAUAACAUCGGCAUGAAGUCUUACGUGGGGAAAUUCAUAGUGUCACCAAUCAACGAUGAUGGCGAAAAUGGGUGCAAGAUGGAGUGGUCCUUCGUCUGUGAUCCGAUUGAAGGUUUGAGAUUUGAAGAUUUUCUCCCUUAUAUUGAGACUGGCCUCCAGUCCAUGGCAAAGAAAAUGGAAGAUACCCUCUUAUCUACUAGGUGAAAUCUGGCCCUACAUGCUUUAUAUUUGUGUUGCUACUGCUGUUGUUGACGAAUAAUUUUGUCAUCCUUCGGCAUAUAUGUGAAAAUAUGAUCCUUUCUCAAAAGUUAAAAUAUCGAUUCGGUAUAUUGUGAGAGAGAUGAUGUAUGUGUUGGAUGUACAAAAUCCGUUUUUGUGGUUGAUACAACGAUUAGAAAAUUUGCAAUGUUUUAUGUGUUUGAGGUGUUGUUCGAAAAAAAACUUAUUAUAUUGUGCUGAUCUCUUAAGUUGAAUAUUGAUUGUUGACUAUGCAUUUACAGUGUUUACUUUUUAUGUA
This is a messenger RNA of Quercus lobata, 1000 nucleotides long. Its product is annotated as lachrymatory-factor synthase-like. The transcript has a single exon. NCBI's taxonomy places the organism in Eukaryota, Viridiplantae, Streptophyta, Magnoliopsida, Fagales, Fagaceae. The coding region runs from base 178 to 687 and encodes 169 amino acids. The record is from RefSeq and is a predicted model, not a curated record.